Spodoptera littoralis (African cotton leafworm) is the source of this 2135-nucleotide messenger RNA. The record is from the annotation of a GenBank genome assembly. Lineage: Eukaryota; Metazoa; Arthropoda; Insecta; Lepidoptera; Noctuidae.
CCACGAACUCUAAAGGCACUGCUCACUCUGGAAUGGUUACUCAACGAGAACAUAUCGGGCUAAUAUAAGAAUUGAGUAGUAACAGCCAUUAUUACAAUUUAAAAUAGGAGCCAAAAUACUAAAGACAAGUUACCGGCUUCAUUAUCAAUACGCGAUAUUAGUGCGAUAUUAGUAAUUCAUCAAAUCGAUGACAUGAGGAGUCAAGUUGAAGGCGUGUGAAGUGCGAUGUGAUAAAAGCGCGCGGGGGCAGCGCGCGCCGCCAGUACCGAGCUCACCUGUACGCCGUGCGCAGGCGCCGUUUUGCGCGCCGCGAUUCGAACGCGAUACUUCACGCUCACACGCAACCCCGCGCCCCCACCCAUACACUAGUUAAUCUGAACAGGACAUCAGCUGUCCGACUCUAACAUAUAGUGAAUGUGCACUUGUACAAGUCGGCCUGGAGGACUUACUGCCGAAAUAGGACCUCGCCGGUCUGACAGAUCGAUCACUCAGUUAAGCUAAGCGAACGGAAGACAAAAUUGCCUCGGAAAAUUGUAUCUAGUUUAAGAAAUCGACACAAUGGCGCUAGGAAUAAUGCUACAGUAUAUAAGCGAUUUUCAAUAUUAUAUGGACAAAUAUGGAGAUCCUAGGACAAAUCCAUGGUUCCUGAUGAGUUCCCCAUUUCCUACAUUAUUAAUAUGUCUAAGCUACGUCUAUCUAGUCAAGGUUUUAGGACCACGAUUUAUGGAGAAUAGAAAACCCUAUGAACUAAAAAAUGUUCUAAUAUUAUAUAACUUCUUACAAGUAGUAUUCAGUGCGUGGCUGUUCUAUGAGAGUAUGAUGGGGGGCUGGCUGAAUCAUUACAGCUUUAGAUGCCAACCUGUGGACUACACAGAGAAUCCCAAAGCUAUUAGAAUCGGAGCUGCUGGCUGGUUCACAGGCAGGUAUAACUUUCAAUGUCAGCCGGUCGACCACUCCAAACAUCCACAAACAAUGAGGUUCUUCUUUGUGCUGAGAAAGAAGUUUGACCAUGUAUCAACAUUACACGUGAUCCACCACGGCGUGAUGCCGAUGUCAGUGUGGUUCGGCGUCAAGUUCACGCCGGGCGGUCAUUCCACCUUCUUCGGCUUGCUCAACACCUUCGUACACAUUAUUAUGUACACCUACUACAUGCUGGCUGCCAUGGGACCCCACAUGAGGAGAUACCUGUGGUGGAAGAAGUACCUCACUACUUUACAAAUGGUACAAUUCGUCGGCAUUAUGGUGCACGCAUUCCAGCUGUUGUUCAUUGAAUGCGACUACCCUCGCGCGUUCGUCUGGUGGAUCGGCAUGCACGCCGUCAUGUUCUUCUUCCUUUUCAAAGACUUCUACAACCAGUCCUACUCCAAACCUAAGGUUCGCGCCCGAUCACCUCAACCAGAGACGACAGAAAUAAAAGACAUAACGUACAAGAACGGUUCGCUGAAGAACGGCUUCACCAACGGGCACACGAACGGCACGUUCGCGCGGUCCCGUACCGUGCUGCCGGCCGGCAACUGACGGCGGACAAGGCGCCCACCUUAGCAUUCCGUAGUACUCUGUGAUUCAUAGCCUGAAAUUAUUACGGGACGUUAAUAUUUCUUAUUUAAUGCGUGGACCUUCGGGGUAAAGGUGUCGGAUGUAUAGAGGGAUGCGCGAGCUUCGGUCCGGCCUCUCGCCAUGUCGCCUCGUCAAUAAUAACCCUAGAAGUAGUGGUACAUGUGAUUUGUCUAGUGUACAUACAGUUAGGCGGUAUCAAUGGUGUAAAUUUUAUUUUAUUGAUGUAAAUGUAUAGCUAGAUUUGUGAUCGCAUAGCGUUUUAUACUUUUAUUAUUAGAGUUAGAGUUUAGAGACCUCUAAAAGAAUACAGUCAUAAUACUUACAGACACAUGUAGUUUAUACAUGGUGCUUAAAUGAGAUAUAUUAUUUAUGAUUAUGAGCUUGUAAACAUUAAAACUAACAUUUUCACUAGAUGAUAUGAAGAUAAACAAUGUUAUUAUAGUUUAUACUUAAUUGUUUACCUCGCAUCAAUGGUAACGCUCUGCGAAAGUAGCUCUUAUUGCUUUAAGAAUAAAAGAUGCCAGUGUACAUUACCUUUGAUGUGUGGUUGAUUAGAAAACAUGACAUGAUACUUCAAA